GAAGGGACUAUUAGAACCACAGGUGAUUCUUCCUCUAAUCUCUUUGGAAUUGCAAUGCCAAGAAGCUCAAUUAAUCUUUCAACUCUGGAUAGAGCUACAGUUGAUUCAGUGUUAAUUAAACUAUGUCGACCAUGGCUUCUCUGUGUUGCUCAUCACCAGCAUUGCACAGAAAUGGAAACAUUAGAAUUACAGCCAUGGCUAAGCAAACCCCAUUAGCUUUCUGCUCUUUACUGAAGAUCAGUCAGAAGAAUAACAGGAUUUAUGACAUUUUUCAUCCAUUGUUGAGCAACAGUAGUAAUUCAACCAGUUUGAUUGCUAAAGCUUCUGAAACGGAAACUGAGACCUCGAAUUCAGAAGAGGAAAAAUAUGAAGAGUAUGAGGUUGAAAUUGUGCAGCCGUACGGAUUGAAAUUUGCCAAGGGCAGAGAUGGUGGGACUUACAUUGAUGCCAUUGCACCUGGUGGUUCAGCUGAUCAAACUGGGAAGUUCACUGUUGGGGAUAAAGUGCUUGCCACAAGUGCAGUUUUUGGGGAGGAAAUAUGGCCUGCAGCUGAAUACGGACGAACCAUGUACACCAUUCGACAAAGAAUUGGUCCGCUACUCAUGAAAAUGCAGAAGAGAUACGGAAAGGUGGAUACUGGUGGCGAGUUGACUGAAAAGGAAAUUAUCAGAAAUGAGAGGAACUCUGGUUUUAUCAGUAACAAAGUUAGAGAAAUUCAAAUGCAAAAUUACCUUAGGAAAAAAGAGCAGAAAGAGCAGAGAGAGAGAGACCUUCGAGAAGGAUUGCAGCUUUACAAGAAUGGCAAGUACGAAGAGGCACUGGAGAAAUUUGAGUCAGUUUUGGGAUCAAAACCAGAGCCAAAUGAAUCAGCUGUGGCGUGUUACAAUGUAGCAUGCUGUUAUUCGAAGCUUAAUCAGAUUCAAGCUAGUUUGUCUGCCCUAGAGGAUGCUCUGGAAGGUGGAUUUGAAGAUUUUAAGAGAAUCAGGACAGAUCCUGACCUUGCCAACAUAAGGGCAGCUGAGGAUUUCGAACCUCUUAUGAAGAAGUUUGAUGAAUCGUUUAUCAAUGAAAAUGCUAUCAAUGCUAUCAAAUCAAUAUUCGGCAUAUUUAACAAGCAAUAAAACCAGCAGUCUACACCAAUACAUUGGGGACGAGUGGGCUUAGUUUCCUAAUGAGCUUCCAACAGAAUUCAGAUGUUUGAGUGCCGAUCUCCUACUGGACCUGGCAUAAGGAGGUCCUCAUUGCUUGGCUUCGCUAUCGCUCCUAUGGUAUUUUGCGUAUUAGGAAUACUAGCUCAAGAUCAUUCUUGAAUGACACUACAUAUGAUCUUGGUUAGUGAUUGGUUGUUUCAAUUGUUUUAUAAUUUAGUCAAUCAUACGUGUAAUUACGUUUCACUUGAGGACUAAAAGAAGGUAGUGAGUUGUCAAUUUUAACCAUAAUCAUCUUGAAAAGAAUAAAAGUUUGAAUUUUAAUU
This is a messenger RNA of Olea europaea var. sylvestris, 1474 nucleotides long. RefSeq names its product protein MET1, chloroplastic-like. Gene Ontology annotation, molecular function: protein binding. The coding region runs from base 123 to 1121 and encodes 332 amino acids. The record is from RefSeq and is a predicted model, not a curated record. The transcript has 7 exons. NCBI's taxonomy places the organism in Eukaryota, Viridiplantae, Streptophyta, Magnoliopsida, Lamiales, Oleaceae.